AUGAAAUUAAUGGAAAUAGAUUCACUAAAUGAAGCUAAAUAUAGUGUUGCUGAAUCAAUACAGAAAGCGAAGCACACUUUGAAUACAAUCAAUUCUAUAGAUACAAAAAAAAUAAAAGAGGUAAAUAUGGCAGCAGUUUUAAAGGAUGUCAAAGAAAUUGUUAAUAUACCUUGGUAUUUAAAUAGACAGGAAAGAGAGAGUUCUUUAAGAAUAAAGAUAAAUGACAAAAUCAUACAAUUAAUUGAUGACUUCAUGCAACUAGAAGGUAGUGAAUGUAAUACAUACACUUUAAGUACUACAAGGGAACUAGUUGAAAAUAAUGUGGAUAUACCAAAAGCACCACCCACUAUUGUUUAUCCCCCUGAGAUUGUUAAAGGGUCUCAAGAACUAAUAUAUAUAUCACAUAUUGUGGAUCCUCACAACUUCUAUAUACAAAAGGCUUCUCAUCAGUCUAAUAUCAAAGAAAUGAUGAGGGAGUUCAAAAAUGCGGUUUCUAUGCCAAGACCUUCUAUCAGCCAUGUAACUGAAGGUAAAUUUUAUCUGGUAUUCAGUAAGGUCGAUAAUAUAUGGCAGCGUUGUGAAGUGUUGUCAGUCGACAAACGAAACGCUAACAAACCGAUAUACAAAGUAUUCUGUGUCGACUUCGGCUGUACUGAAUUGGUUACUAUAGAUAAGUUGCGUCUAUUACAACGCGCCCGUAUUCAAAACCCUCCACACUUCGCGUUCAAAUGUCGACUGGCCAACUGUGAGCCAAUUAAUGGAAGUUGGACCAGCGAAGACUCCAUACUUAUACAGAAUAUUAUUGACAAUAAGCAGGCAGUACUUCAUGUGCAUCAAAUACGAUCGACUACCACGGGAGGCUUGUCUUUGGAAGGAGAUAUUAUCACGGUAGAACACGCAGUUAAUGUAGCUCAGGCACUCGCCUUCCAUGGUCGUGCGAAAAUACCUCAUGCUACAAAGUAUCCAAAAAUAAAAGCCAUGAAAGAGAAACCAAAACUGUUUAUAAGUAAUAACGAUUUCAAGCUACAUACGUCAGAAGAUGUUUAUAUCACGCAUAUUACGAGCCCAGAUAAUUUUUAUGUUAGAAAGCAACACCUUCAAAGUGUUUAUGAAAGUCUAUGUGAAGAAUUGGAUCACGAGUACAGUUUAAGUUCACAAAAUGACUGUAUACAUUUACCAGAAAAAGACAUGGUGGUGGUUGCUCACUGUACCCGUUGGUCCCGCGCUGUGAUCCGUGAGCUGCCUGGUCGUAGUCGAGUUCGUGUGGUGUGCGUUGACACGGGAGCUUCGGAACUGGUGCAUUGGACCGCCUUGAGGAGACUGAAGACUAAGUUCACUGUACUGAGGGCGCUGGCAACUGAAUGUCAUUUAGCAGGAGUGACGCCUCUGAAUAAAAAAUGGAGUCCGGCUUCGGUGUCAUUACUACAGAAGUUUCAAGACAAGUUAUUAGAGCUUUAUGUUGAAGACAAUCGUAAUAAAAACUCCUUGGGUGUUAUACUUAACGACAAAAGUGACGAAAAUAAUGUUAUAUGUAUCAACACGUUAAUGAUAAAAUAUAAAUUCGCUGUGAGUUUCGGACUUUUUAUGUUUAACAAAAAUACUGACAUGGAUGAUCUAGUCAUCACUAAGAAAUCUCCACUCGAUGAACCCAAACCUGUUGUGAAAACUGAAAAAAAAGUUAAAAUCCUCAAAAAAGACACAAAUGUAGAAAAUAAAACGAAAGACAAAAAUUUGGAAGCAAAAGAUAAAGGACCUCUUAGACUUGAAGCGCAUGUCCUGAAUUAUCAGUCACCAUCACUAUUAUACGUGUCUUUGGUGCAUCAACAGAAAAUAUUUAAUGAACUCUUUGAGAAAAUACAAAAAUAUUACUCGACAAAGAAAUUACAAGGCAAAACUAUAUGGAACGUCGGCGAUAGGUGUUGUACUAUAUGUAAUCAAUCGCAUACAUGGCGCCGGGCGGUCAUUUUGGAAAUCGAAAAUGAUAAUGCCAAAGUCUUCUAUUCUGAUUUCGCGUGUGUUGAAACUGUUCCUAUAUCUACUUUGAGGGAAUUAUCCCAAGAAUUCGGAUCUAUAGGUGAUGCUGCUAUAAUGUGUCAUCUUUGCGGCGUAGUACCAGCUAUCGGUGACGAAUGGCCAUCACUUACUAAGGAAUACUUAAAGGAAUUACUUGACGCGUAUAAAAGAGUUUUUAUAACUAAAGUCGGUACAUUUAAAGGUAAAAGUAUGCCGAUAGAACUAUGGGUGUAUCACACGAUACAGGGAGGCGCUCUCGAACCGAACAAAUCUGAAUGGAGAUGUCUCAAUAAGAAAAUAAUUGAUCAAGGUUUAGGUAUUCCUGAUAAAAGUGAUGAGCUAACUCCCGACAGUGCUACAAAUGGCGACGACAUGUUGUCUUUCUUAAACAUAGCCGGUUCGGUUCGUGAUUGGCUGCAAGUAGAACCGAUGCCAUUAAAACCUCUCAAAAUAAAAAGCGAUUCUGAUGAAGCCAGCAAUAAUUCGACGCAGAGAGAAAAUCAAACCGAAAAGUGCGAAGAUGGCCCAAGUUCCAAUACAGUUUUCAUAUCAGAAUGGUUACCGCCCGAACCAUUGCCCGCUAAUGAGUUCACGGCUAUGCCAACAUAUAUAGACAACGACGGUGUAAUUUACCUUCAUGAUGUGUUUCAAGAGGAUACUUUGGAUCUUAUCCGUAAAGCUUUGGAUGUGCGCUUCAAGUAUCCAGAUCGAAAAGCUAAAUUCUACAAGUGGUCAGUGGGAGAACCUUGUGUGGCGCUUUACUUCUUAGACAACCGCUUUUACAGAGGAAAAAUACUAUCGGUUAAUAAUGAAGAAUCUACAUGUCUAGUGCACUACAUAGACUAUGGAAACGAAGAAGUAUGUGCAUUCGAAAACCUUAGAAAGAGUAUAGCCUUGUAUCAAAUACCGACUCAGGCGUAUAAGUGUGUUCUGAGCAAAAUAGUACCCGUUGGAAAGAAUUGGGACAGAACAACCUUGGAUUAUAUACAUAAAUCAAUAGUUGAGAAGAAAUGUUUCGUUAAAGUUAGUGGGGAAGCAAUAGGCGAUGUGAUUCCUAUAGAACUAAAGUACGAUAAGUUGUGGAUCAAUGAUCAUCUUGUUGAGUUUGAGAUGGCUAAAUAUUCAGACGGCUCCGAAGCCAUUGUAAGAAAAUACGCCCCGAAUAUAAAAGAUAAUAAACUAGAACAACCAAUAGAAUCAGAUUCCGGCCCAGACUAUAUCAUAGAGGACGAUAAUGUUGACACUUCUUCUACACACGACUCUAUAAAUCUAGGCUCAUUAGAUGGCAAGGAUUGGAACGAAUUGAUAGAAAUCGAAGAAAAACAUGAAAACUUCAAAACUUAUACACCUUAUAGUGAAACUGAAUUCAAAUGCACGAUAACAGUACUCAAUGAAGUUAGUAAACUCGAAUUGAAUAUCAUACAUGAUGACGAAACAACUAAGAUGUAUGAGGAUAUGUUUGAAGAACUUCAGAAUGAUGGGUGUAAUAUGAUUGAUUUAAAUGGUGUUUUUGAGAACAAGGCCUGUGUUGCCCUAUUUCCGGAAGACGGCCAAUGGUAUAGAGCUUCCAUUUUACAGUACAGUAAAUUGUCAAAUCGGGUAAAAGUGAAAUAUGUCGAUUAUGGCAACAUUCAAGUACUGUCAUUGAGUGAUGUUAGAGAAAUUGACAAGAAAUAUAUUGAACUACCCCCGGCUAAUUUAACUGUAACAUUGCAUGGUGUUAAAUUGAAUCCGAGUAUAGAUAAAGAUUAUUUGGUGAAACUUUACGAACAAACAUUCCUAGACAAAGAACCGUUUGAUGUUAAGAUUAUAGAUAUCAUUGAUUCAAUACCUAGUGUCGAACUGAGACAAGAUGGACAUUUGGUUUAUGAAAAUCUUAUACUAGAAAACAUAUUCCUUAAAUGUGAUUAA
This is a messenger RNA of Danaus chrysippus (African queen), 3924 nucleotides long. Lineage: Eukaryota; Metazoa; Arthropoda; Insecta; Lepidoptera; Nymphalidae. The record is from the annotation of a GenBank genome assembly.